UAACAAACAAAAAGUAAACAAAUAAACGACGGAAAAUUUGUGAGGUUUUGGUGGCUAUUGUUGACCUAGCCAAGCAUGCCCACUUAACCAAGGAUGCCACGGAGGAUUCUGCAAAGCCUUCAAGGCCAAACUUGGCCGCCGUCUCCAAAUGUACGCGGUCAAAGCGGAGAAUUCGCUUGCCUUGGAAAAGGCGACAGGCGCCGCGAAAAGUAUGCUCCACCGGUCAUGUAUUAAUGGAGCUUACAGUCAAACGAGGCGCAAGCAAGGACAUACACUAUUCGUGUUUUGGGUCACCUAGUCCUGGGGAGCUCCUGGGGAAAAGAGGGGACAGGCCAAACGGCAACAACGAGGAUCACUACGGGUUUCGGGUCUAAAUCCGGAUAAAUUUACAAAUGAAGCAACAAUGGGAAUACAUGUAAUUCAAAUUAUCGAUAGUUGUCUUCACUGCCAUCGAUAGUGCUGUACCGGCAUUUUACGACUCUUAAAAAAAAACCAUAGAAAAUUCCACGUUGGACUUACAGCACACGGCGACCAACUCAAAUUGGGAGAUCAUAAUCAUAUAAUCACCUCUAAAAUGCAGGGCCAAAUGGUUCUAAUACCGGUCGUGGUGACCCUACUGAGCCUGAACGCAGGUUCCGCCAGCGAAGUUCCACGUCCUCUGGGAGUCUCACUGGCUAAGGCUUCACUGUACCAGCCGCGGGCGGGCGACAACAGUUGGACCUGCUUGGAUGGCAGCCGGAGCAUACCCUUCUCCCAGGUCAACGACGACUACUGCGACUGUGCGGACGGAAGCGAUGAGCCGGGUACUUCGGCCUGUCCACAGGGCCAGUUCCACUGCCUGAACAAGGGCCACCAGUCGGUGAAUAUACCCAGUUCCCGGGUGCAGGACGGCAUCUGCGACUGCUGCGACGGCAGCGAUGAAUCACAGGCGCUUGGUUGCCCCAACACCUGCCUGGAACUCGGUGCCGCGGCUGCUGCCCAAAGGCGCAACGAAGCGGAGCUGCACAAAUCGUUGGUUUUUUAUGCAAUUUUUUUGGUGAAAACAGAUACAUACAGAUAAUGGUACAUAAUUUAAUUAAUAACCAACCGUUUAGUUUUAAAUAUAAAACUGUCUGGCAGCGUGACAUUCAAAAUGUCCAUAGCUUAAAA
This is a messenger RNA of Drosophila takahashii, 1149 nucleotides long. Its product is annotated as glucosidase 2 subunit beta-like. The record is from RefSeq and is a predicted model, not a curated record. NCBI's taxonomy places the organism in Eukaryota, Metazoa, Arthropoda, Insecta, Diptera, Drosophilidae. Gene Ontology annotation, biological process: N-glycan processing. Gene Ontology annotation, molecular function: protein binding. Gene Ontology annotation, cellular component: glucosidase II complex.